AUCAAAUUUCAGGUACCUUCCAAAAGGCAAAAGCUACGCAAUGAAUUAGACGCGUAAAGUUCCCAAAUCGGACCAAAAGAACUGAAUAAAAAAGAAACAUCCGCAGAAGUUCGCGUUAGGGAAAAGAAGAAAAAGGGUCCUCGUUUUCACUCUUGGCAGCUUUCAAACGAAACCCUGCGAAGCAAAAAUUCACCUUUUCAACAUUUCUUAGUCAACACCUAUAAUGCUUCUACGUACAUGUACAGCUAAUGUUUUUUAGCUUCUUUUGUUGGAUCUGGUCAUAAUCGAAUAUUUAAUUUGAAGAUUUCACGUAGAUUUUUCAGGGCCUCUUCUGUGGAAAAUCAAGAGGAAAAACUUGAUUGUAAUGGUCGUGUUUGAGCUCCUUUUGCGCCUUUUUUAUUAACGCUCGGUGGGAGUCUUACUGAGUGCGAUUUUGAUUCUGUAUUUUGGUGGUUUUGGGGAAGAAAAUUCUGCGUUUUGUUUUGUGCAUUGAGCUUUAUUCCAAAUUUCAGAUUUUGCUCAGAAAUUCUUUGUGGAUGUUUGAGGAUUUGGAUAUACUUGUUUGUAAUGGGGAUAUUUUAGGGUUUCCUUGGAAAAACUCGAAUUGGGUCGGUGGCGUGUGGUUAAAAAUUGAAGCUUCUGGGUGGUUUUGGAUAUGAAGCUCUUUUUGUGCUUGUGAGAGGUUUUGGCAUUGAUGAAAUGAGAAGGACAGUAUGCGUUUGGAAUGAUUAUUCAACAACUUAUGGAUCUCAUAAAGACAAGCUCUUUCAUUGUUUUGGUAAGUCUGCUUUUCACCUUGGCAGCUGUAAGUUCAGAAGAGAGGAACAAUGAUGAGGAAGUGUUUCUCAGGCAAUUAGUUGAUCCGGCGUCUGGGGAGAUAAAUGAAGACAUGGUGGAGGUAUUAUGGAUCAAUUGCAGGCAAGAUUUGAUCCAUUUGAGGGAAGCUGUUAAGGAUCUUAACUUAUGCUUUCUGGAUGAAAAAUUCAACAGUGCGAAUGACAUCAAUUCAAGAUUUCAAUCAUUAGCGAAAGAGAACAUUCAGAAAAUAAUCAGUGUCCUGCAUCCCCAGUUGAAAAGAACACUUCUAGAUUGUUUAAGAAAGAAUAAUAUUCUCUUUCAUGUCUCUGGAGAAGAAGGUGGCUCCAAGAUUUGGUAUGCAAAGUAUCUUGGUUCUUUAUAUACCAGGCCUAAUGCUCCUAGAAGGCAUUUGGGUGCUGAAUUGCUUCAGAUUUCAGAAACACCAUCCCCAGCACCUGCAGUUGGACCGCCUAUUUCCAGUCCAACGCCAUCUCCUGAUCCAGCGCCCUCCCCUGCACCAGUGCCUUUCAGUUCUCCAGCUCCUAAUCCCCAGAGCCCUGCUGUAUCUCCCGGAGUGCCCUUCUUUCCACCAAAUUUUAGCAAUUCAACUUUUCAAUCUUCAGCUAAUGAUUCUUUUUCUGGCAGUCCUUCUAAUUCAAACGUUCAGGAAAAUAAGCAAAGUAAUAGCCAUAAAUCAGUCGUUAUUGCUGUUGCUGUAACUGCAUCGGUGACAUUUGUAGUUGUGGCAUUGUUCUUUCUGUGCUACACUAAGGUUUGUAGCAAGGGCUCUAGAGCUAGACGAAAUGAUGAGAGGCCUCUUCUCAGCCUGAGCUUAAACGACUUCUCUGUUGGUUCUUCAACAAAAUCUUCUGCUUUAGGAAAUACAAUAAAAGAAGAGAAACUUCAGUACCAGUCGUUUGGUAAUGCCCACAUUGAGUCAGGUUUUCUGCAUGGCUCACCUGAAUCAUUGCAUGCAACAAGCAGUAUUACCGGACAAGUACCGCCUCUUCCUCUAAAGCCUCCUCCUGGAAGGUUGGGGACCACCACUUCUGUACUGCUUCCUCAGAAGUCUCCUCCUGACCGGGCAGAUCCUCUUCCUCCUGAGCCACGUUCUUCCUUUAGGCCUCCUCCCAGCAAAACUGCUCCUCCUCCACCUCCUCUACCACCUCCCUCUCUGAAACCUUCUUCUAGUGGGUCAGGCCCUCGCCCUCCUGGACCACCACCUCCACCACCACCUAUACCUCUUGGCAUCAAAACUGGUUCCCGCCCACCGCCACCUCCAAAGAGCGGUGUUCCUCCCCCUAGGCCGCCUCAACCAAUUGCCUUAGGCUCAAAAGUAGCUCAACCACCUCCGGGACCAAAACGUGCAUUAAAUGCUAUGUCUAGUGAGGAAGCUGGUUUGGAGGGCGACACUAAUGCUCCUAAAGCAAAGCUGAAGCCAUUUUUCUGGGAUAAGGUUUUAGCAAGCCCUGAUCAAUCAAUGGUUUGGCAUCAGAUUAAAUCAGGAUCAUUCCAGUUCAAUGAGGAGAUGAUAGAAACUCUGUUUGGGUAUAAUGCUGUUGAUAAAAGCAAAAAUGAACGCAGGAAAGAGUCUUCUUCACAAGAUCCUUCCCCCCAGUAUAUUCAAAUCAUUGAUCCUAAAAAAUCACAAAAUCUGUCGAUUCUUCUGCGGGCAUUGAAUGUGACAAUAGAAGAAGUUUGUGAUGCACUUCAUGAAGGAAAUGAGCUUCCACCAGACUUUGUUCAAACUCUGUUGAAGAUGGCACCAACUGCAGAUGAAGAGCUGAAACUUAGGCUGUUCAGUGGUGAACUUUCUCAACUUGGGCCUGCUGACAGGUUCUUGAAAGCCUUAGUUGAUAUACCGUUUGCUUUUAAAAGAUUGGAAGCAUUGCUUUUCAUGUGUACCCUUCAGGAGGAGGCAACCAUAACUAAAGAGUCCUUUGCGACCUUAGAGGUUGCUUGCAAGGAACUCAGAAACAGCAGGCUGUUCCUCAAACUUCUAGAAGCGGUUCUUAAAACUGGAAAUCGCAUGAACGAUGGAACAUUCCGUGGUGGUGCACAAGCAUUCAAACUUGACACACUUCUGAAGUUGUCAGAUGUAAAAGGAGUAGAUGGCAAGACCACACUCUUGAAUUUUGUUGUUCAAGAGAUUAUCCGCUCUGAAGGUGUAAGAGCCGCCCGUGGAGCUAAAGGGAGCCAGAGCUUCUCUAGCUUCAAAUCAGACGAUCUGCUUGAGGAAACUUCCCAUGACACAGAAGAGCAUUAUCGUAGCCUAGGUCUUCAGGUGGUCUCAGCUUUGGGCAAUGAACUUGAGAAUGUCAAGAAAGCGGCAAUUCUCGAUGCUGACAGCUUAACAGGAACUGUUGCCAAACUUGGCCAGCAGCUGAUUAAAACUCGUGACUUCCUGAACUCGGACAUGAAAAGUAUAGAAGAAGAUCGUGGAUUCCAUCAAACACUAAAGAGUUUUGUGCAGAAUGCUGAGAUUGAUGUUAUGUGGUUCCUGGAGGAAGAAAGGAGAAUCAUGACUUUGGUGAAGAGCACUGGUGACUACUUUCAUGGGAAAGCUGGGAAGGAUGAGGGCUUACGCUUGUUUGUCAUAGUAAGGGAUUUCUUGAUAAUGUUAGACAAAGCAUGUAAAGAUGUUAGAGAUGCAGUGAAGAGACGAACAAUAACACAGAAAAAAGAAGCCCCUACAGUGGCGGCUUCCUCUGAUACCCGCCAGCCCCUUGAUCUCCAUCAGCGCCUUUUUCCAGCAAUCACAGAUAGACGGAUAGAUAGUUCUAGUUCAGAUGAUGAGAGUCCAUAGAUUUUUUAGAAAAGGUGGCUCUUAUGGCAGAAGUUCACAGAUAUCUGCCCUCACGAUCCUAUCAUGCAUGCAGGGCUGAUAAAGGACAACAUCCUAGAAAGCAUCAGAGUGUAGAUGCUAGCACAUGGUGUUUGCACUUCCACUGAUAGGUUUCCUUGUAACAUUUGGAUGACUGAAUAUGACAUCAGAACGGAACAAUUACCUUCAUCUCGUUGAAGGACCCAUCAGGAAUGGAUUAAUGGUUCAACAUGAUCUCGCCUUAAAUUAAACCCCAUGUGCAUUGGCAAUUAGAUUAAAUGAUGUUCAUAUACAUUGUUUAUUUAAUUUUUAAUUCUUUGUUAUGUUGAUAUUUUUCAUGUUUUGAAAGAGGAAUAUGUAACCUGAAGGUUUUAUGUUUA
This is a messenger RNA of Juglans microcarpa x Juglans regia, 4002 nucleotides long. Its product is annotated as formin-like protein 5. The transcript has 7 exons. The record is from RefSeq and is a predicted model, not a curated record. Gene Ontology annotation, molecular function: actin filament binding. Gene Ontology annotation, biological process: actin nucleation; actin cytoskeleton organization. The coding region runs from base 725 to 3604 and encodes 959 amino acids. Lineage: Eukaryota; Viridiplantae; Streptophyta; Magnoliopsida; Fagales; Juglandaceae.